Messenger RNA from Lycium barbarum (goji berry), 1292 nucleotides. RefSeq lists its product as uncharacterized. The transcript has 2 exons. NCBI's taxonomy places the organism in Eukaryota, Viridiplantae, Streptophyta, Magnoliopsida, Solanales, Solanaceae. The coding region runs from base 110 to 958 and encodes 282 amino acids. The record is from RefSeq and is a predicted model, not a curated record.
AUUUUGUACCGGAUAUCCUCCCCAAAUUUCAAUGAUUAUCCAAUUGGAAAAAAUGUCCUCUGCAUAUCUCAAACUAAAUUCAUCCAAAAUCUAAUUCGAAUCUCCGCCGAUGGCCACUCUUUUAUCGUCGCUGGAAGUUUCAUCAUUCUCCAGCGGUCGCCUUCCAUUGAGUAUUUCUUCUUACAUAAACCCUAGAAAUGUACAGAAACUCAGGUAUGGAAAUCAGGGUGCUAGGGUUAGGGUUAGGGUUUGUGCGAGUGUGAAGGAGUCUCCGUCUUUGAAUUCAGCGUUUUACGCACAGUUCUCUGCUCCUGUGCAGACUAGCGCCACGGAAGUGAACGAGGAACAGGAGGAAGAGAAGCGGAAUUACCAUCUCAAUACGGGUUACGCUAUUCGGACUAUCCGAGAAGAGUUUCCUGCCCUCUUUUAUAAGGAGCUAACCUUUGAUAUCUACAGGGAUGAUAUUGUCUUUAAAGAUCCACUCAACACUUUUAGUGGCAUUGAGAAUUAUAAAUCAAUCUUCUGGGCUCUGCGAUUCCAUGGCAGGAUGUUAUUUAGGGCUUUGUGGAUUGAUAUUGUUAGUGUUUGGCAGCCUGUGGAAAACAUGAUAAUAGUUCGGUGGACUGUUCAUGGCAUUCCCCGUGUUCCAUGGGAGAGCCAUGGGCGGUUUGAUGGUACUUCAGAGUAUAAGCUUGAUAAAGAUGGGAAGAUUUAUGAGCACCGGGUUCACAACAUUGCUCUGAAUGCACCUCCAAAGUUCCAUGUACUUGCUGUACAGGAAUUCAUUGAAUACAUCAGCGGUGCCUCAACACCAAAGCCUACUUUCUUUGAAAUCGUAUCUCCUACCUUGAGGAACAUUGCUCCAGUAACGAAAUUUUCUAAGUUGAGGCAGCACCUGGGCUCAAUUCUAGCCUCCCUAAAGAGAAAUGAGGAGGAAAAAUCAGACCACCAAACAUAGCAAGUGAAGUGCCAAAAGAUUUGGUGAAUUUUCGCUCUAGAUUACAUACUCGCAUAAUCCAUACAAGUAUAUAUGUACUAAUAUACUCCCGCAGGCAGCAAAACAUAUCUGGAGUUCUUUUCUUUUUUUUGUUUCUUCAGGUGGGCGAUACCUCUCUAGUCUCUACUGUGUGCUUCAUUUGAGCUCCAGAUCCAGGCUUGUGUUUGGAACUCAGAUCGUUGUAAAUAUUUGUAUAGCAUACCACUCUUGCUUUCCCGUCGGAGUGUUAGCUCUGCAUUUUGUAAAGUAUUACUCAUCCUCGCCAAUUAUAUACAUGUCUUCCUCUUUCUAGCCA